Messenger RNA from Orycteropus afer afer, 663 nucleotides. It is a transcript of the gene CLDN3, whose product is annotated as claudin 3. Gene Ontology annotation, molecular function: structural molecule activity. The record is from RefSeq and is a predicted model, not a curated record. The transcript has a single exon. Gene Ontology annotation, biological process: cell adhesion; bicellular tight junction assembly. Gene Ontology annotation, cellular component: plasma membrane; bicellular tight junction. The coding region runs from base 1 to 663 and encodes 220 amino acids. NCBI's taxonomy places the organism in Eukaryota, Metazoa, Chordata, Mammalia, Tubulidentata, Orycteropodidae.
AUGUCUAUGGGCCUGGAGAUCACCGGCACCUCGCUGGCCGUGCUGGGCUGGCUGGGCACCAUCGUGUGCUGCGCGCUGCCCAUGUGGCGCGUGACGGCCUUCAUCGGCAGCAGUAUCAUCACGGCGCAGAUCACCUGGGAGGGCCUGUGGAUGAACUGCGUGGUGCAGAGCACCGGCCAGAUGCAGUGCAAGAUGUACGACUCCCUGCUGGCGCUGCCGCAGGACCUGCAGGCGGCCCGCGCGCUCAUCGUCGUCGCCAUCCUGCUGGCCGCCUUCGGCCUCCUCGUUGCGCUCGUGGGCGCCCAGUGCACGAACUGCGUGCAGGACGACACCGCCAAGGCCAAGAUCACCAUCGUGGCGGGCGUGCUCUUCCUGCUGGCCGCCUUGCUCACCCUCGUGCCGGUGUCCUGGUCGGCCAACACCAUCAUCCGGGACUUCUACAACCCACUGGUGCCCGAGCCGCAGAAGCGCGAGAUGGGCUCGGGCCUGUACGUGGGCUGGGCGGCCGCGGCGCUGCAGCUGCUGGGGGGCGCCCUGCUCUGCUGCUCCUGCCCGCCUCGCGAGAAGAAGUACGUGCCCGCCAAGAUCCUCUACUCGGCGCCGCGCUCCACCGGGCCAGUCAGUGGGGCCGGCACCGCCUACGACCGCAAGGACUACGUCUGA